This is a messenger RNA of Brassica oleracea var. oleracea, 1489 nucleotides long. RefSeq names its product protein IQ-DOMAIN 1. Lineage: Eukaryota; Viridiplantae; Streptophyta; Magnoliopsida; Brassicales; Brassicaceae. Gene Ontology annotation, molecular function: protein binding. Bases 157 to 1347 code for a protein of 396 amino acids. The record is from RefSeq and is a predicted model, not a curated record. The transcript is spliced from 5 exons.
CAUUACCACCACAAUUUCACGUUCUCCCACACACACACACUCUCUCUCUCUCUCUCUAUCCCUCUCAGACUUUCUACUAAAAACCUUAAAAAUAAAUCUCAGGUGUUGUUUGUCUACGAAUUCGAGCCAAAACCUUUUUUUGCAAUCUACGACUAGAUGGGUGCUUCAGGAAAAUGGGUUAAGUCAAUUAUGGGUCUCAAGAAGGCAGAGAAAAAUGAAAUCGAAAAGGGCAAUAGUGGAAAAAACAAGAAAUGGAAGCUAUGGAGGAAUCCUUCAGGGGAUUUAGCCUCGUCUUGGAAGGGAAUCCGACACGGGCGGUCUGAAUCGGUUUCUUACUCUGCAGCUGUUGCAACUGUGCUCAGGGCUCCUCCUAAAGAUUUCAAAGCCGUUAGAGAAGAAUGGGCUGCUAUCAGAAUCCAAACCGCUUUUCGUGGUUUCUUGGCGAGAAGAGCGUUGAGGGCGUUGAAAGGGAUAGUGAGGCUACAAGCUUUAGUGAGAGGGAGGCAAGUGAGGAAACAAGCGGCUGUGACUCUAAGGUGCAUGCAAGCUCUGGUUCGAGUUCAGGCUCGUGUGAGAGCUCGUCGCGUGAGGAUGACUGUGCAAGGACAAGCUGUUCAAAAGCUUUUAGAUGAGCACAGAAGCAAAUCUGAUCUCUUGAAAGAAGUCGAGGAAGGUUGGUGCGAUAGGAAAGGAACGGUCGAUGAUAUAAAGACAAAGUUGCAGCAAAGACAAGAUGGUGCUUUUAAGAGAGAACGCGCUUUGGCUUAUGCUCUUGCUCAAAAGCAAUGGAGGUCAAUUCCUAGCUCAAAUCUUAAGACAAACAGUUCAAUCUCCUAUCUGAAAAGUCAAGAGUUUGAUAAGAAUAGUUGGGGGUGGAGUUGGUUGGAGCGUUGGAUGGCUGCUCGACCAUGGGAGACUCGACUUAUGGACGCUACGGAUGCAGCCACGCCUCCUACUAAACAUAUGAAGUCACCUGAGGUUGUUAAAGUUCGAAGAAACAAUGUGACAACUCGGGUAUCUGCAAGACCUCCUCCUCAUAUGUCAUCAUCGAGUUCUGGUUAUGACUUUAAUGUUAGUCCCGGUUCAACCACACCUGCUUCGGGAACCACUGGACUUGUUUCAGACAACUCUAGCAAGAACAAGCCGAGUUACAUGAGUAUGACUGAAUCAACAAAGGCUAAGAGAAGGACUAACCAUGUUAUCAGGCAGUCCAUGGAUGAGUUUCAGUUUAUGAACAACUCUGGAUUGUUCACCGGGGACUUGAAGACCAGCAGCCCUGUCUCCUCGGAUCCUUCCUAUGUUACUAAUUUCUCCAAACCUUUUGGUGUUUCUACAAGAAGAGGUUAAAUUGUUUUGAGGGAAAAUUUCAACAGCUUGUUGUUGUCUUUUGUGUUGUGAGAUAGUGUGUUGUGUAUGUUAAUUCCUUCUUUAUUUCUCUUAAAGCUACAUUGGAGUUUUUGGUUACCAUGAAUUUAAAUAUAAAAUUGCU